AUGACUGUUUAUGUUUGUGACAACACGGGAACAAUGGAAAGAGAGCAGAAGCUUGAUGCUUUGAUACAACUCUCUGAAAAUGAUUUCAGAAAUGCGAAAAAGAUAUUGGAUUCAACAGAACAAAUUUCUCGAAUGAGAGAUGAUUUCGACAGAAGAAUUGAUAAUUUGUCUCAUGAAGUAUCACGAAUGAAGAGGAAAUCAACAGAUAAAAGAAAGUUUUCUAAUCUAGAAGAUAGUAUUGAUGAACUACUGCAGGAAAGAGAAGACAUGCAAGAUAAAAUGAAUGGUACAAAUGAAAUUGCUAAAUUAAUCAACAAACUGCAGAAACUUGAAAGAGAAUUCCAAAUAUUGUCUAAAAACUAA
Messenger RNA from Trichomonas vaginalis G3, 363 nucleotides. RefSeq names its product ATP binding. Bases 1 to 363 code for a protein of 120 amino acids. The transcript has a single exon. NCBI's taxonomy places the organism in Eukaryota, Parabasalia, Trichomonadida, Trichomonadidae. The record is from RefSeq and is a predicted model, not a curated record.